GUGAAGAAACCCCUCUACGUCACUGGCCAGAGGUUGCGUGACAGCCAAGAUGGCGGCCACAAUGUUGAGGUCGCUUACCAAACUAGGACGUCCUUCAACAAAAUUAAUAUUAAACAAUAGUUUGCUGAGUCCUGGCUGUACUGUUCUGCAAAACAGGCAGAAACAAUGGCAGCCAGAUGUGGAGUGGACAGAGCAGUUUGCUGGGGCUGUGAUGUACCCCACUGCCUUUAAUGAGAAAUGGAGCCCACCCCCAUGGAAUGACAAGGAUCCUCCUGCUGAGAAGGAUGUGUCCAACCUGACCAUCAACUUUGGGCCCCAGCAUCCUGCAGCUCACGGUGUGCUGCGUCUAGUGAUGGAGCUCAGUGGAGAGUCCGUCAAGAAAUGUGACCCGCACAUUGGCCUGCUUCACCGCGGCACAGAGAAGCUCAUCGAGUACAAGACCUACCUGCAGGCUCUGCCCUACUUUGACCGUCUGGACUAUGUUUCCAUGAUGUGUAAUGAGGAGGCCUACUCUCUGGCUGUGGAGAAGCUGCUCAACAUCCAGGCUCCACUCCGUGCACAGUGGAUCAGAGUGCUGUACGGAGAGUUGACUCGCAUCCUGAACCACAUCAUGGCCAUCACCACACACGCCCUCGACAUCGGGGCCAUGACCCCGUUCUUCUGGAUGUUCGAGGAGAGAGAGAAGAUGUUCGAGUUUUAUGAGCGGGUUUCUGGAGCCAGAAUGCAUGCCGCCUACAUCAGACCUGGUGGUGUUCAUCAGGAUUUGCCACUGGGCCUGAUGGACGACAUCUACGAGUGGUGCAAGAAUUUCUCCAUUAGAAUCGAUGAAGUAGAAGAGAUGCUGACCAACAAUCGUAUCUGGAAGAAUCGUACUGUCAACAUCGGGGUGGUUUCUGCUGAGGACGCCCUCAACUAUGGCUUCAGUGGAGUAAUGCUGCGAGGGUCCGGCAUCAAAUGGGACCUGAGGAAGUCACAGCCAUACGACAAGUAUGACGAGGUGGAGUUUGACGUCCCUAUUGGAAGCAAUGGAGACUGCUAUGACAGGUAUCUGUGCAGAGUAGAGGAGAUGAGGCAGUCCCUGAGGAUCAUGCACCAGGCGCUCAACAAGAUGCCAGAAGGAGAGAUUAAGGUGGAUGACGCCAAGGUGGCCCCACCAAAGAGAUCUGAGAUGAAGAUGUCCAUGGAGUCUCUGAUCCACCACUUUAAACUGUACACAGAGGGCUACCAGGUCCCCCCAGGGGCCACAUACACAGCUGUGGAGGCACCAAAGGGAGAGUUUGGUGUUUAUUUGGUAUCGGACGGCUCCAGCAGACCCUAUCGCUGCAAGAUCAAAGCUCCUGGAUUCGCUCACUUGGCUGGUCUGGAUAAAAUGGCCCAAGGACACAUGCUAGCUGAUGUAGUGGCCAUUAUUGGUACACAGGACAUAGUGUUUGGCGAGGUUGACCGUUAGCGUGAUGCUGCUAACGCGUUGGUUACCUGAAGAGAGUUCCCCUUCACACAUCUGUUAGUCAGGUUCUCUUCCUGUUCACUGUUCGCUGUAGUGAGACUUCAGACAGAUGAUGACUCUACUUAUAAUCAAGUGUUGUACAAUGCCCAAAUAAACCUAUUAAAUAUUUUAUGACCGAACAAUAAAGUUGUGGGUUAGGUUUUUUCACCGUCCAAACUGGAAAAGGAUGGACAGAUUUCUAACAUCUUAAACACUACUUUUAUUUUAAAACUCGCCAUUUCCUCGACUUCUCUGAAAACAUGAGCUGAAAUAAAGUAUUUAAAACAUGA
Lates calcarifer (barramundi perch) is the source of this 1776-nucleotide messenger RNA. RefSeq names its product NADH:ubiquinone oxidoreductase core subunit S2 (gene ndufs2). Lineage: Eukaryota; Metazoa; Chordata; Actinopteri; Centropomidae. The record is from RefSeq and is a predicted model, not a curated record. Gene Ontology annotation, biological process: mitochondrial electron transport, NADH to ubiquinone. Gene Ontology annotation, molecular function: quinone binding; NADH dehydrogenase (ubiquinone) activity; NAD binding.